AUGAAUCUCAAUGGUAUGCUCAAGCAAACAGAUUCACCCUUCACCACUAGUGUUCUGGAAUGCCCCUUGCCUCCAAAGUUUCACCUCCCACAACUGGAGUGCUAUGAUGGCAUGAAAGACCCUCUUGACCACAUAGGGGCUUUCAAGACAAUUCUGAACCUCCAGCAAACUCUAAAUGAGGUCAUAUGCAUGUCCUUUCCCGCCACUCUCAGGGGAGUUGCCAGAGUGUGGUUCAAUAAAUUUUCAACGUCUUCAAUUGUGAACUUUGAACAACUUAGUGACUCGUUUGUCUGGCACUUCAUCGGGGGGCAGCGUCACAAGAGGCCAAUAUCUUACUUGCUCACUAUAAGGCAACAAGAAAAGGAAAGCUUGAGAGAUUAUGUGAAGCACUUCAACAAAGCUGUUCUUGAGAUUGAUGAAGUUGAUGACCAAGUUAUAAUGAUGACCUUUCAGGCUGGACUCAACAAUCCCGAUCUCGUCUUUUUGCUGGGAAAGACGCCUCCAACCUCUAUAAAAGACCUCCUGUUCAAAGCUCAGAAAUACAUGAAUGGGGAGGAUGCUCUCAUUGCAAAAGGACUGAUGGGAAAAUGGAAGAAGGAAGAAACCAGUGACUCCCAAGGUAAGAAAAAAGACCGCAAAGACCAUUCCUCGGAAACCAAGGCUAGUAAGAGUAGCCCAGAAGUUCCAAAGAAAAGGUUGAACUUCACCCCUCUGGUGAUGCCUGUGGACAAAAUCCUAAUGCAAAUUAAGGAUGAACCCAGCUUAAAAUGGCCAAAACCGUUAAGCACAUCCUCUAGGUAG
This is a messenger RNA of Quercus robur (English oak), 801 nucleotides long. RefSeq lists its product as uncharacterized. The transcript has a single exon. Lineage: Eukaryota; Viridiplantae; Streptophyta; Magnoliopsida; Fagales; Fagaceae. Bases 1 to 801 code for a protein of 266 amino acids. The record is from RefSeq and is a predicted model, not a curated record.